UCUAGUGCUCAGGGCGAGUGGGUCUAGGUGGGCACGCACUUCUGGCACAUAUAAAAGGAUCGACUAUCACCACGAAUUCGCCAGAGAAGUGACGAUCCGUGAAAAAAAUAAAAUCCGGUGAUUGUUCUACAGAGUGACAACACCCCAGGACCAAAAUGCGGUCUACCCUGGUAUUACUGGGGUGCCUACUCAUUGUCUCCGCCCUCGGAGAACCGGUUCGUAAAAAAAAAGAAGCUCCACUACCGCAGUACGGACCACCACCAGCAUCUUACGGAACUCCUGAUGUGGGUUUAAGUAACUCAUACGGUGCACCGUCAUCCGUACCAUCGGCAUCCUAUGGUGCCCCAUCAGGAGGUGGAGAUUCUGGAUCCUUUGGACAUGAUCACGUAUCGAUCAGUGGAUCUUUCGGCAGUGGUCAUAGUUCCGUAGGGGGUUCCUACGAUAGUGGCCUUGGAUCCAUUGGAGGUUCCUUUGGUGAAGACAUUUCCAGUAGCUAUGGGGCCCCACCCCAAACCUACGCACCAGCUCAAGCCUAUGGCCCUCCAGCUCAAUCUUAUAGUCCACCAGCACAAUCCUAUGGGUCACCAGCACAAUCCUAUGGUCCCCCAACCCAAUCCUAUCGUCCCCUUGCUCAAUCCUAUGGUACCCCAGCUCAAUCCUAUGGUACCCCGGCUCAAUCGUAUGGCCCCCCAGCUCAACCCAGUACUCCCGAAGGCAAAUGGGAGAAAAAACUAACCUGGAAGCCAGAUUUGAAACAAGUCUGGAAGACACAGUCAAAACUCACCUGGAAACAGGAAUGGAAGAAGGUCCAAGUUCCAGUCUGGAAGGAAGAACAGGUACCAAUCUGGAAAGAAGAAAAAGUUUCUCAAUGGAAAAAGGUACAGAAGCCAGUUUGGAAAGAGGUUCAGGUACCUAUCUGGAAAGAGGUCCAGGUACCAUCAUGGAAAAAGGUCUGGAAGCCUAUCUGGAAAGAGGUUCAAGUUCCAAUUUGGAAGGAUGUACAGGUACCAGACUGGAAAAAAAUCUGGCAACCAGAAUGGAUCAAGAUUGGAAUUCCCGGGGAGCGUCUCGUUGGAAAGGAUAAUGAGGGCUGGCAAUACACUAGCCAUGAUCUCUGGAAAAAGAAGCUGAUUUGGAAACCAGUCUGGAAGAAAGUUUGGCGUACUGAGAAGAAGCAAGCCUGGGUUACUGAUAAGAAAUUGGAAUGGAAGCCUGAGUGGAAGCAAGAGUGGAAGACAGAAAAGAAGCAGGCUUGGCAAACAGACAAGAAAUUGACCUGGGAAGAACAGGAUGUUCAAGUUUGGGUGCCUCAGAAGAAGCAAGUCUGGGUGACACAGAAGAAACAAGUCUGGAAAGAUGAAUGGAAGAGUAAAUGGGUACCAGUUACGAAACAGGUUCAGGUUCCUGAGUGGAGCAAGACAUGGAAACCAGUCUGGGAAAAAGUCUGGGUACCUGCACCGGCACCGAGUCAUCAUCAAGAAGAUCAAGGCUACAAGUACAAAUAAGUCAGAUGAAGUCAGAAAUCAGAAGUUUUCAGAUUCUCCGUUUGUUUAUAGUUCUGUACGAAAGGGAACUAGAUUGCCUGACCCCAGGUUGAAAAUCCCUUUAAAUUAUCUAUAAAAGUCCUUUUUUACGAACUCAGUUUUAUAUAUAAAUUAUAGAUCAGCAUUUUAGUCUGGAAAUGUAUGAAUGGGCAAGAGUCUAGUCGACUUUUGAAGUUCACAAUCUGUGGAAGUUUAGCUGUAUUGAGGGAGUAGACUUGAUUAUUUUAAUGGGAUGAUUAUCAUCUUCUUGGGAUAAACAAGAAAAAUGGUGGAAACAACGUCCAACUCAAUAGAGAAAGUUACAUAGAAUCUUGAAAUACUCGAAAUAAUUUUAAUCGAGGCUUCUGAAGGAUUGUACAAAUAAAGUCGUUCAUAUAUUAAAAAACGAUCAAUUGUUUGAAGAUUGACAGGAAAAACUGUAUGCCGCGGUGUGAUACCUAAAUGAGCAGCAUAAUUAGAUUAUUAUCUUGUUUGUAAAUAAUGUUAAAAUGUUCGAGACUGUGCGGAGAGCCUUAGGUUUAAGAUUUUUGUACGAUUCGAAAGUGGUAUUUUAAUACGAAUAAAUAUGUUUUUUCUAUAA
Molecule: messenger RNA, 2124 nt
Organism: Belonocnema kinseyi
Lineage: Eukaryota; Metazoa; Arthropoda; Insecta; Hymenoptera; Cynipidae
Product: golgin subfamily A member 6-like protein 22
Exons: 3
Coding region: 156-1505 (449 amino acids)
Source: RefSeq, a predicted model, not a curated record